CCCCGCCCGACAGCCUCCGCCGGGACAGCGCCCGCGCUCCCUCCAGCCUGUGCAGCAGCCCUGGCCUCGGCUCCGGCUCCCUCCCGCCCGACAGCCUGCAAGCCUUCCCCGGCCUCGGCAGCCCUCUCGAGUCGCCCAGCAUCCAGUGUGACAGCCUGGAGUGUCCCUGCUGCUGCUGCGGGAGCGUGGCGUCGGGCAGCGGCUGCCCGGACAGCCUGCAGGCCCCUCUCGCCCUUGGUAACGGCCGGCGGUGCUUUGGGGCGCACCACAGCAACCCCCAAACACACAGCGACCUCUCCGACAGCCUGGAGUCCUUCGGUGUCCAGCACGACAGCCUCCAGUCGCUUUCCAGCCUGUGUGAGAGUUUCAGCUCCUCCAGCAUCGAGGGUGACAGCCUUGAAUCCCUUUCCAGCCUGAGCGGCGGGUCAACCAGCCAGCACAGCGGCCUUGAGUUUACCAGCCAGUGAGGCUGCCUUCAUCUUCCACACAAUGCUCUAGGCCUGGUUCACUUCCAGCUGCUGCGAGAGCGUCCAGGCUUCUGCCCUUCAUUCAGCAGGCUGCGUUGUUCCAGUUGAUUCUUGCUGCAUCCACUGCAAUAGCUUCAAAUACUCACUGUCUGUGGCUGCAUUUCCCAAGUUACGUGCUUCAGAGAGGCAGCGCUCGUUAUUACCUGCAUUGUUAACGCUGAUUUUUUUGUCGUCGGUUAAGAAUGGAGGUACGUGGUCCUCGGAGGAAUCCCAGCUACCUCUCUGAUCUCUAUCAGAACAUGUUACGGGCUGGAGAAGCACCGCAACAAGGGCAGCAGCAGCUCCCAGCAGCCCGUACCAGCAGCUGCAUGGCUCUUCGGAGCAGUUCCCCAGCCAAGGGGGGCCCCCAGCCAAAUAACCUUCAGAGUAGCACAUCCUCCAGCUGUGAUCCAGCGUUACGGCCUAUCAUACGCCGCCGAGCAAGAUCUUUGCCUACAUCACCCGAAAGAAGGAAGCGGGCAGCAGUGCAGUGUCAAGUUCCUGGAUGCCAGAGUCGCAUGAACAGGGUGAGAUUUGCUGAUGCUUUGGGCUUGGACCUCACCGAAGUGAAAGUCUUCCAGACUGGGGAGGAUCCAUCGAUCCCCCUGCAUGUCCUUUCCAGGCUCUCCAUAAACUCAGACCUCUGGUACAGCAGAUCAGACUUGGAGUUUACCAUGCAGUGCUUGGUCCCUGACUUCCAGCAGCCUGCAGACUGUAUGGAUUUCUCCUCUCGACUUCAGGAGCAGCAGGUGUGUCUUGAACGAGUGACCAGCUCAGAUCUGGGGCUCAGUGGCACCAUCCACGUUUGCAAUGUUGCUUUUGAGAAGCGGGUAUCUGUGCGAUACACCUUCAACCAGUGGAAGAGCCUCCAUGAAGUUUGUGCUCAUUGGCACAGGAGCAUUUCUGAGAAAAAUGGGCAGGAUCAGGUUGAUGUUUUCACUUUCUUUCUCCCUGUGCCUCCUUUCCUCCUUCAGCUGUGCUCUGUAGUCCAGUUUGCAGCAAGGUACCAAGUCAACGGCCAGGAGUAUUGGGAUAACAACAAAGGCAAAAACUACAGCCUUACUUGCCGGACUCACCCCCUGAAGAUGCCAAGAGAAUGUGAAGAGAGCUGGAUCCACUUCAUCUGAGCAAGGAAAUGGAUGCAGAGCAGCCUGUCCGUAGCCUGGGUGACACUCUUCCUUGGCAUGGCUCUCUGCUCCUAUGGCAACAGUCUCCUUUUUGAAACCUGGCAAAGUGUUCCAGGGCAGGGAAGUAGGCAAUGACCUGUACAAACUGUUCUAAACCUCUCAAGAAAGUAAAAAGGGCCAAAAUGUGUAUUGAGUUACAUUCGUUGGAAGCCCAAGUGACUUCUUGUGUGUGAGUCGGUGCAGGAUGGUUUUAGGGGAUGCUGUCAAGACUAUCAGAGAGUGAAAAAAGACACUUCAUGUUGCUAGUAAUAUUCUAGGUUGUUCUAGGACGUUUCUAUCUGAUCUAUUUUACCAUUUUUUACUGUCUGUUUUCUAAAUGGGCAGUGUGGCUUUUCUGGUUUUGGUUCUAAUUUUGUUUAUCUCACCAAGUCUGGGCACUAUUCCAUUUAUGCAUAAUUUGGAUGGCGGACACUGUAGGGAAGUACUUGUAUUUAUUUUUAUAUAUUAUUAAGACCCUAACCAUGUUAAAUAUUUCCAUUAAUAUUUGUGUGGGAAAUUUGGGACAUUUUCUUCCAUCGGCAAAAACACUGAAUUACUUCUCAGCACGCUGUUAAAAACCCCUCUCUUAUGAGACUGGUAUUUGACACCAGUUUACAAUGAAUGUUGCUGGAGCCCAAUGCAGUACUUGGCUUACAGGCAGAAAGAUGCCGUUGCCAUCUUCUGGGAGAGACUCUGGUGUGCCAGCAAAUGUCAAAUCUGAGUGUUAGUGCAGGCAGGGACAAAUGACAUACAGCUGGGGCUGUCACAUUAAAGGUUAGUGUCAUGUGUACUGUGGUACAAGAAAGAGCUGAGAAAUUAAUGUCUCAGCCUGUAUUGUCUUCCUUCUGCAAACUCUCAGGGUAUUUGCAUGUGCAAAAUCUUGAAUACUGAAGUUUCAAGAUUUCAAAUUCCAAGUUUGCCUUUUGCCUCUUUGCUUGUCUUGCACUGCUGGAGAAGAAUUGACAGUAGCUCUUAGUAAACCAGUUGUCUGGCAUUGCUGACUGUGACUUGAGACCUGUAACAGAACCGAGAGGAUCUCUGGAUUAAGCUGUUAAACUUUCUCACGAUUACUGGCACCUGUCACAUGAAAGAUGAAAUUUGCACUGAUGUUUUCCUGUCACAUUCAGUAGUGAACAUGAAAAGGAUUCUAGUUGAUAAAAAAGGGAUUAUGCCAUUAAGUAGUGGUAAUACAUAUCUGUUGUGAAGGUAAAUUUAUGAUCACCCUUACCAAUUCUCAGGACGAUUUGACUGCUUUGCACUGUGUUGAACACUUCCCUUCUAAUGAGCAUUUUGUAGAAGUGAAUUCUUCACAAGGGUUAUUGCCAUAUAUUGCACUUUUAAAAACCUAUAUUUAUUAUAAUCGUACAAUAAAUAAAUGUCUCAUAAUCUACCAUUUCAAGGCUCUUUCAAGUGUGUUUUUUAAAAAAACAUAUGGAGUCCAUGUAAAUGAAAAGGAGUUGUCUUUCCUGGUUAAAUGUCUUGUCCAGAAUUAAAUAUAUUACACAGUAUAUCAAUAAAGCACUUAUGCUAGACAAAAGGUCAUUUUGUUUUAGUGGAAAGUUGUACAAUUACAAAGUGCUAAAUUAAUUUUUAAAACAAUAAUAAAACUAUGCCUAUUGCAAUACAAAAUAUUGUAAUAAAAGCUUUUCACAGUU
Messenger RNA from Columba livia (rock pigeon), 3327 nucleotides. It is a transcript of the gene PPP1R3D, whose product is annotated as protein phosphatase 1 regulatory subunit 3D. Gene Ontology annotation, cellular component: protein phosphatase type 1 complex. Bases 710 to 1633 code for a protein of 307 amino acids. Gene Ontology annotation, biological process: regulation of glycogen biosynthetic process. The record is from RefSeq and is a predicted model, not a curated record. Gene Ontology annotation, molecular function: glycogen binding; protein phosphatase 1 binding. The transcript has a single exon. Lineage: Eukaryota; Metazoa; Chordata; Aves; Columbiformes; Columbidae.